GUAACAAGGUUGGCCCCGUUAACAGAGUGGCGUGGUUUGUGAUGGUCGCCCGCCUGCGUUUAGAGAAUUCACCCAGAGAAUAGUUCUUAAAGCAUCACGCCCAAUCGUGCAAAUUUUAUUAUCCCCCUUAAAUUAACGGGUUGUGCAUUGUAGUUUUCGAAGAUAAUUGCCGCAUUUAAAAAAAAAGUGCGUAAAGUGAUAUUUUUAGUAAGAAUCGAUUAGAGUUACGUUCGAAAGCCAGAAUCACAACAAUCAAUUAUUAAACAAAGUGCAAUGAACAUGCAGAAACAUUUCAAUCUUGUUUAUAAUAAUGAGUUCUGAAGACGAAGCGACGAAAUCUGAAUACGUGCAAAACGCAUCUCAGGAGACGAAACCUACCCCUUCACCUCUCGCGCUUUUAGCGGCGACUUGCAGCAAGAUCGGACCCACUUCGAGUGAACCAACGCCUACAAUGUCCAAUACGCCCACCCCUGUUAAAAGUUUGCCUGUCGGAAGUCCGCAAGUUGUUAGCGUUCCCGUGGGAAUACCUCAACAACUUUUACAGCAGCAAGGAGCGCAACUCGUAAGCGCCGCCGGACAGAACUUGGCCUACAAUGUUAUGCAACCGAUGCAGACUGUCACCAUUGACGGACAGGAAGCGCUAUUCAUACCUGCGAUGUCUUUGGCAGGUAGAUGCGUUUUUAUAGGAAGCCAGCAACCACAACAGAUCUUCAGUCCGGGUCAAAUCCUACGCGCACCAAACGUUCUUCCAGCAAACCUCCAGAACAUCCAAACCGUACAGCUGUCAAAUGGACAAAGCGUUGCAGUUCGUCCGUCGCUACCACAAGUGGUACAAUUCCCUACAAUGCAACAAACAAUUCCAGUACAAGUACCGAUAUCGUCCGCGAAUGGUCAAACCAUCUACCAAACCAUUCACUUUCCCGUACAGUUAGCGACCGUACCAACAAAUAUCAUACAGGCACAACCGAUAGUUCCUCAAAUGGCCAGUAUUAUUACGCCAAGUGGUCAGCUUCAGCAAGUCCAAAUUGCAAGCGCAUCGGCCACAGCACAACCUAGUCAGUCACAACAGACGCCCACGCCUGUAGCUUCCCAAACUGUUACAGUACAAGCCGAUUCGGCAACACAACCGUUGACAUUCACAGCCGCCAACGGUCAGCAAUUCACGGUUAUACCUGCAAACUUACAACAAGUGCGGGGAACUAACGUCGGAAAUGUGGUGCAAGUUGCCAAUAUACAGGGCGUUCCAACUGUACAAAAUAUUCCAGGACUGGGAAACGUACAAGUCAUCACACAGCAAGCAGCGCCGCAGAUUGCAGUUGGCCAGCAGUUGCAGCAGGAUCCAACGGACCCUAGUAAAUGGCAGGUUCUACAAAGCGUCUCUUCCGCCGCAACUGAUCCUAGUAAAUGGCAGGUUUUACAAAGCGUCGCCUCCGCCACACAACCUGCGUUAGCGCCUAGUGUCGUUGUGACAACCCAAGACAUAAAUUCGUCCCAAGUUAGUGAUAUUAGCCAAGACGGUUUACAGAAGCAACGAGUGAGGCGUGUCGCUUGUACAUGUCCGAAUUGCGCCGAAGGUGAAAGACACAGUGAUAGGAAAAAACAGCACAUAUGCCAUAUUCCGGGCUGUAACAAAGUGUACGGUAAAACUUCUCAUUUGCGCGCUCAUCUCCGGUGGCACACAGGCGAGAGGCCAUUCGUCUGCACGUGGUUAUUCUGCGGUAAACGUUUUACGAGAUCUGACGAACUGCAACGACAUCGACGCACACAUACCGGCGAAAAACGCUUCCAAUGUCCCGAAUGCAGUAAAAAGUUCAUGCGAUCCGACCACCUCUCAAAACACAUCAAAACUCACCAAAAACAACGAAUAAUGAAACAAAACGGCGACGCCCACGAACAGGGAGAGGAAGAGCAGUGGGAACCCGACGAACCGCCCGAAGAACCCAAACCUCAAGUUUGGAUUACAGACGGAAAGUCAAACGUAAAAUACGCGAUCACGCAGCUGAAUUAUUCUCAGGAGGCGGCGACAUCGACGCAGUCCGCUUCCUCGGAUAGUUCGAGCAAUGAAGAGAAGAUGAUGAUCACGAUUAGUGCAACCGAAGAUGAUCUGAUAAUAGCGGAUACGCUAGAUAGUUGAGAGUCCCCUGUUUUUGUUUCAAAUUCUAAUAAACUAGGCGAAUAUUUAAGUUAAUCCUUAAAUUAAUGUUUGAAGUUUUGUAUAUUCUGUAAAAGCAUUUUUACAAUGUUAAAUAUAAUAUUUUUAUUAC
Messenger RNA from Photinus pyralis (common eastern firefly), 2264 nucleotides. RefSeq names its product transcription factor Sp4-like. Gene Ontology annotation, biological process: regulation of transcription by RNA polymerase II. The record is from RefSeq and is a predicted model, not a curated record. The transcript is spliced from 6 exons. The coding region runs from base 311 to 2134 and encodes 607 amino acids. NCBI's taxonomy places the organism in Eukaryota, Metazoa, Arthropoda, Insecta, Coleoptera, Lampyridae. Gene Ontology annotation, molecular function: DNA-binding transcription factor activity, RNA polymerase II-specific; RNA polymerase II cis-regulatory region sequence-specific DNA binding.